AUGUCCUUUUUACGACCAGAGGGAAUCCCUCAAAUUUUUGAAAAGUGGAGAAGUGGGCUAGACAUUGAUAUUGAGCAGGAACUCGAGGCUGCAAAAUUACCUGUGUUUGAUGGAUAUAAAAUAUGUGCUACGAAUAUCAAUAUUGAUCCAGAUCGGAAAAUUCUCAUUGAUCUAAUUACAACUCAUGGUGGCGAGUAUAUGCCAGAUUUGACAAAGUCAGUUACACAACUUAUAUCGCCAGUCCCCACGGGGAAGAAGUAUACUUUUGCCAAAAAAUGGGAUAUUUGGGUCGUCAGUCCUCUGUGGGUCACAAUGAGUGUUGAACGCGGAGCAGCUUUAAAUGAGAAAUUCUUUUCACUGGAUCUACCAGCAGACAAGAUAGGUAAAGGAGCCUGUUCGUUCGAUUUGCAUCGCCAGCGAGAACGCAUCACUAAAGCCAGAGAAGUGGCUGCAGUCACUGAAGUUGAUAGAACUAUGAGUGAAAUUUCCGCUCCUGUGAAGAGGAAAAAAUCUAUGGCUAGCACUGCGUGGAAUAGUAUACUGAGCGAUUUAGGUAAUCAUGUGGUUAAGAAAGAGAUAGACGUGGAUCGAGAUCAGGCUGCCUGGGAAAUGAACAGAAGAAAUGCACCCAACGAGUCUGAAGGCUAUGACCAUGAUAAUCAGGAUGACAAUAAUAGUCUAAACAGGAGACGAAGAUACGAGUAUGAGAAUGGUGACGAGCACCUUAUAGACAAACGAAACCGGCUGGAUAUUGACACAGUGAAUCCGGCCAAUGCGCUGUUUCUUAACCACUGUUUUAUGUUUGUUGGAUUUAACGACAAGCAAUUGAAAAGACUACAAAGCAUAAUCACAUCGCAUCGCGGUCGACUCGCAGAGGGUGAGCAUCGACCGACACUUAUUAUUGUUAAUUCGGAGCUACCAGUGGCCAAAUAUCAUGAACUGCAACUUGAACGAGAGUACACAUCUGUUCCAAUUUAUACUGAAUGGGCACUGGAGAGAAGUUUGCAUAAAAAGAAGCUUUCACUGGAUAUUUGGGGCCAGUAUGUAGUUCAUAGAGAUAUUCCUGGGUUCAGCGGCUUGAAUAUUAGCCUUUCAGGUUAUGCUGGGGUUGAGCUUCUUCAUCUUGAACGUCUAGUGAACUUGUUGGGUGGAUUAUAUCAGAGCGUGUUUACCGCUUCUGGGGACCUCUUAGUUUCAACUCCCCGGUCAUCGAAAUUCAAGUAUGCCCUGAUAUGGAAAGUGCCGAUAGUAAACCACUUGUGGAUCUGGGGUUGUGCAUCGAAAGGGACCAUUCUACCUCUAGACUGUAAGGAGUGGGUAAUAGAUGGUAAAGAAACUGAGGUCAGAUUCCUGCCAAGAAACAAAACUGCUGUUGUUGAUACCACUGUUACAGCUGACUCUCGUGCCCCGCAGGCUGUAUCUGUGGCACCGGUGAUUCCAGUUCAAGAGAAAAAUCGUGCAGAAUCAGAAACAGAGCAAUCAGAAGAGUCGGAGACAAUGGCACCUGUAUCUCACUCCGAAACGAGCUCUCUGAGUGAGCUUCUUCAGUUGGCAAGAUCCGAUACCGACGGUCUACCUGUCAGAGACGAAUCACACAGGCCCCAAAAAAGGAGUCGUGAUAGGCGUAUUGUUGGUAGAGCUACUGAAUCUGCUUCAGCUAACGAAGUGAUGAAACCGGCGACCUUGGUUGAGGUACAGCCAGUCGAGGAACAGGCACAUCCGUCUACUCAAGUCAGUUAUCUGGAUAUUGAAACCCAGGAUGAACGCAAAAAGCUCCUGGAAGCCCUGGGUGAAUCAGAAAGUGCAGCUGAAGAACUGAGAUCUGUUCCUGAUGAAAUGGGUCCAGCAGUUGACUUGCUCCAUAAACGUCCUCGACGAAACCGUAACUCCACAACACCUGGCCGUCGUCUACGUGCGAACUCGUAG
This is a messenger RNA of Sugiyamaella lignohabitans, 1926 nucleotides long. It is a transcript of the gene rad4, whose product is annotated as BRCT domain protein Rad4. Bases 1 to 1926 code for a protein of 641 amino acids. The record is from RefSeq and is a predicted model, not a curated record. The transcript has a single exon. Gene Ontology annotation, biological process: mitotic DNA replication checkpoint signaling; DNA replication initiation; mitotic G2 DNA damage checkpoint signaling. Lineage: Eukaryota; Fungi; Ascomycota; Dipodascomycetes; Dipodascales; Trichomonascaceae.